AUGUUAGCUUCUGCAGGUCAGUACUAUUUAAAUCAUAGUACUACGGGCACUGUAGUGCUCAUCCCCACCAUGUUAUUCCUCCCAGAUGAAUACUCGUCAAACAUCGGGACUAUUCACAUGAUAGUACUCUGGGAAUAUCAACACUUGAAGCUAAGUUCUUCUGACAAAGCCGUAAUUUAA
This is a messenger RNA of Plasmodium inui San Antonio 1, 180 nucleotides long. RefSeq lists its product as hypothetical. The record is from RefSeq and is a predicted model, not a curated record. The coding region runs from base 1 to 180 and encodes 59 amino acids. The transcript has a single exon. Lineage: Eukaryota; Apicomplexa; Aconoidasida; Haemosporida; Plasmodiidae.